AUGGAAGAUGUUCGCUCUAUGAAUCGUUCUCUUUGUUGUGUUUCUGAUGUUUUCGUGAGGUGGAUCCUGUGGUUCAACGGCGAAGGCGAGCAAAAUGAAAGCAGUACAAUUGUGUGCGAUGAUUUGAAAGAUGUGAAUUUGUCGGAUAUCAAGGGUACAAGUCUUUCAUCCGAAUUUGAAAUCGCCGACUACGAUACCAUCAAUGAUUCUCUGCAUGUUUUUCGAUCGGAGGUCGAAGGGUGUUCAAGCGAUCAUCAUAGGUGCAGGUAUCGCACAAUUAAGAUCCAUGUCGCAAAAUCAUUGUUCAUGAAGGUGGUACACCUGACAGCAGUUAGCGAUGCUAAGUUCCCUGACAUGGAACUUUACGCUGUUAUUCGUCAUCUUUGGUUGAUUAUACGUAACAAAUCGCCAUUUCUACGUGUGUUUGCGCAGCAGCUCUUGAAUGAUCAUGAGUUAAAUAACAGGCUUGAAGCAGUGCAUCGAGAAGUGGAGCUCAACGCAAAUCAACAAACUACCCAUCGAAAAGAGGCAUUCUUUUACGAUAAGUUACGGGAUGUGGUGCUCGAAAUGAGUAACUCUAUAAGCCUGUCUGUUUCGGAUCAGUUUGGUAGUGCAGCAAUAGCAUCUUGUAAUAGUAAGGCUAAACCGCUUGUGUGUGCUAGCUUGCAGCAUAUAGAUCGCUUUUUCAAGCCGCGGUAUAUGCGUAUGGAUGGCUAUUUCUUGAUCAAUAAUCACGAUUGCUUGUGCAGAGUUUAUGAAGACCUAUCCUCAGGUUUUGGAUUAACGGUUGAUGUCGAUUUUUCAGAUGUUUUCUAUGAUGUGCAAAAGAAUCAUUCAGACAAAAUGGUUUCUAUCAAAAUUAUUGCUGAGAAGCUUAGCAAAACGUUCAACUUUCGGUUUUUUACGUUUGACUGUCUUGAAGUAUGCAUUCUCCGACUAGCAGGAGUUCUGGAGGGCCUAAGAUUCGGUAACGUGCAGGAUAAGCAGAUGCAUAUUUACUACAGAGAAAGUGUUUUUAGCAGUGACAUGGAAAUGCCAUCGAAUUUAAAGGUAUUAUCGAUUGUUGAAUCCAAAAUUUCCUGCAACCUGAUUCUGCCAAAUUCACUUGAAGCGAUUACCCUGGAGAAGGUUGAAAUCGCUGAAAAUUAUGAACUAAGAGUAGCAGAUGCUUGCAAACGGAUCAGCAUCAUUGGAAACGCAGGUCGUGUUCGCAUUCCCUAUGUCGAUAGAAUAUUUAAAUCCCGAUUCUAUCGCUAUUCGACGGUUGAGUUGCUGCGAAGCGACAAUGUUAUUGAGAAACUAACGGUGAUAGAUGCUACGCUGCCGGAUUGUAAAAUCGAAGUGCCAGAGAACAUACGGGAGAUAACGUUAAAGAGAAUCCGAAUGGAUGGUAAACGUCCUAUGAUACUGCCAAAAAAUAUCAAAAAGAUCACAAUCGAAGACUUUAAAGGCAACAUACGUGUUCAUGGUUUAACAUUUGACAUUCCAUUGAUGUGCAUGCUCUCUGCCGGAUCAUUCUGCUGCAGCAAAACAAUAGAAAACGAAGAGCUGUUUGAAAUAUCGAUUUCAAAAGCGUAUAUAUCUCGUUCUAUAUGCUUUUUGCCUGGUGUGUCCACGGUGAACAUGUCACGUGUUUACAUUAACACCGACGAUCUCCUUAACCUGAACAGAAAUAUCAAAGAAGUUUCUCUACACAACUGUGCUAGUGGUAGGAUAUGCUUUGAAAGCAUGCCGUAUUUCCAUCAGAUUUUGUUAGGAUUUGGAUGUGUUCCUCCUUCGGUUCUAAGUAUGUUUCAUUUUGUGAUGCCAGGACAAAAUUUCCGUUUCAGCAGGUUGAAUGGCAAAGAAACUUAUCGCUUGUUUAUAUCCGACUUCAAAAUAAGAGAAACGACACAGUUUGGACCAGAAGUAGAAGAAUUCGAGUUUCAUGACGUCAUCGUAUCAAGUUCAGACUACGUUGCCAUUGAUAGGAGCUUCAAAAAACUUGCAUUGAAUGGCUGUGAAGGACGGUUUAAAAUCCCCGGCAUCUUCUCCGAUAGCGAAUCUCGUACCAUUGAAAUGAAAAUCGGUGUUAAUCGUUUAGUAAUUGCCAAAACAGCAGAAGAUAGCUACGAUGUUCUCGUAUGCUUCUGCUCGUUCAGAAAAUUAACUAUUGAGAUGAACAUAGCAACUGCUGAAUUCUAUGAUACCACAGUAAUUGAUUCACUGCUUAUUACCGGCCAGCGGUGCGAGAAUUUGAUCUUGGAUCAAUUUACAGGACCAAUUUCUAUUCCGAAUGUUACGUCAUUCAAGAAGAUAGAACUGUCUCGUCUCGAGCAAUUGGAUAUGUCAUCUAACGCGUGCACUUUACUUGAUAAGUCUGAGGCCAUGCACUUUACUUCGUGCAACGAUCCAAUGUCUUCUUCGAAUGCCAGAAGAACAAGUCCGGAAUUUGGUGAGUCGGCUGCCAGUACAAACAUUUCAGCAGUGUUGAGUGACCGCUGUGCAGAUAUUUGCGUGUUGAAGUGCAGCAUUCCGAUUAAUAUUACCGGCGUUCUAAGGAAUGCUGCCACAAAUAUGUCACCAUUGCGCGUUAUGCCUACAGACGAGUUCGAGUUGGUCAGCUCUUCUCCCGAAAACCUUACCAAGUUGGAACUUGUUGGUAACCGCAUUCACGGUAUGUGGCGAGUCGAGAAAGACGUGAGCUUUCUGUCUCUUUCCAAAGUUUCUUCCGAAGAAGGCUCAGCAUUAUACUUAAACGACGGUUUGGAGAGCAUCCGAGUACAUUGUUCACAAUUAAGCAUCGAUGCCACAAAUGCCAAAAAUCUUAGGGCAAUAACACUGAUCAAUGCAACCUCGCUCGUUUACAAUCCCUCAAUACAUGUUUCAUUGUCGUAUUUGAGCGUUCAGGAAAUGACCGUUAGUUGCAAUGUUGAUCUUACGCCUUGCCUCCACACUUUUAUGUUAACGCGCAGCACUCUUACACCAGGUUUUGUCAUCAGAGUUAAUGAACAUAUCUCCCAUCUUUCUAUUUCCAAAUUCAUAGGUGUGAUUGACAUGUCGGGCGUUGCUGGGCUAGGAGAGAUGAAAAUGAAUGAUCAACAUGAACUGUAUUUUGAUAGGCGGGCAGUUGGUAAAGACGGCGGUUCUUUGCAUAUUGUGAAUUGCGAGUUUGAAAAAGAUGUGACAUUCCCUGACGAUCUGAAAAAUAUUCGCCUAAAAUGUAUUAGGACAGCACCCGGUGUUAGCCUAACGCUUGGCCAAGGAUGUGAAUGCUUAAAACUGAACUCUUCGACUGCUAGUGUCGACUUCUCACGAGCGUUACGUCUUAAGAAAAUAAUAUUGAAGAAAAUGUCACUUCAUGUUCUUAAGAGCCUUCUUGCCAAAUCAACUACGAUUGAAAUCUUGGUGUUGCAAGACAUGACCAUAGAGGAACAGGUUGUGUUUCCCAGUAAUUUGCGCACCAUCGUGUUACAGGAUGUGCGAGUGGUGGUUUGCUCUCAACUUAGUUUUAAUCAGGAAUGCAUCGAAGUUUGUUUUUGUCGUUGUAUAGGAACGUACGAUUUAUCCAAAAUUGAAAAGCUUGAAGUUUUAAGUUUGACUCCCGAGCUGAAUAAUAAGUCAAUGUUUAGGAUGAAGCUCCCGUCACUGAAAAGUCUUCGAAAAUUGGACGUUGCUUACAAUCUGAACAAUGAUUGCCUCACUUCCGAUCUGUUUAAAAGCACCAGUUUGGAAAGUUUAACCAUUCGCAGUCUGAAUUAUUCGAAAAAGCAUAGCCGGUAUCCGCUUUUAUCGUUUGUCAUACACGAUCUUUAUGACUUUUCUGGCAAAAAUCCGUGGUCUGCACGCAAGCUUGCCAGGUACCAACUUGGGCCUGGAAGGUUCCAGAUGCACAAUGCCAAUCUUUUGAAUUUAAAAAUGGACAUUGCUAUGAGCGAGAUUUUUACUUUUGGCCUUAGGAAUAAGUUAAAAUACCUAAACUUGGUUGGAUGUGGCUUGGAUGAAGAAAAUAUAAAAGCGUUGAAGGAGUUCGCAAGUUUGCAGGUCCUGGUUAUUGAUUGUGCAUUUUUUGGUAAAGAGUUAGUCGAAAACAUUCCGAAUCAGCUUGAAACACUUGAAGUAGUUAACAGAAAGAUUUUUGAUAGCUUAUGUGAGAAUCGGUGUAAGAUGAGUUCGGAAACUUUUGGAGCAUUGAGAGAAUGUGAAAGUAUACGACACUUAGUGUUCACCGGAUGCAUCGCUAAAUGCGAACGUAUUUUCAGUUGCUUGCCGCUAAAUCUUGAGUCUCUAAAAAUUGCGAACUUUUGUGCCGAAGACAUUGAACUUCCGGCAGUGAACGGAAAGAAAAUCGUUAUUAAGCGACUGACUCUUGUACUUGAUGAUCCGGACUGUUAUCCGCCGGUGUUGAUUGAUAACAACCCUAUGAAGAGGCAAUAUUACGAAGUCUUUGAUUGUCUGAGGGAUGUUAUUGAAUUUAACGAGUUGGUGGAUUUGAUGUUGGAGGCAUCAGGGAGGUGUGUAAGUCUCGACAAAGAGACGUACCGAAUUAAGUAA
This is a messenger RNA of Vavraia culicis subsp. floridensis, 4533 nucleotides long. RefSeq lists its product as uncharacterized. The record is from RefSeq and is a predicted model, not a curated record. NCBI's taxonomy places the organism in Eukaryota, Fungi, Microsporidia, Pleistophoridae. The transcript has a single exon. Bases 1 to 4533 code for a protein of 1510 amino acids.